Molecule: messenger RNA, 5044 nt
Organism: Magallana angulata
Lineage: Eukaryota; Metazoa; Mollusca; Bivalvia; Ostreida; Ostreidae
Product: band 4.1-like protein 3
Exons: 26
Coding region: 112-4344 (1410 amino acids)
Cellular component (GO): cytoskeleton; plasma membrane
Molecular function (GO): structural molecule activity; actin binding
Source: RefSeq, a predicted model, not a curated record
UUCGGCCCGUGACUCAUAGAAACAUUCCUAUCAGCGAUCCAGCAAUGUUUCGGUUCUUCCCGGUGUAUCCGACAGCGGGAAGUGUUACCAAGGAAACCGGACCGUCCGAGAAUGGUCAUUUUCCAUGCUGAGAUGACAUCAAAUCACGUGAUGUCGAUGAAGGCGCCAACUGCCGAGCCGGAGAUUACAUAUUCCCCCGCCCUGAAGCACGCUAAGCCCAAGGAUAACGACAGAAAGAAUUCGCUGCAUCAAGGGGGCCAGGAGACAUCGGUUCUAAAACCGACGCAGCAAAAGUCGAACAAGAUGGUGCUGUGUCGUGUUCUGCUGCUUGAUGGGAAUGAUUUUGAAACUGACAUUAAUAGAAAUGCUGAGGGAAGAGAAUUGUUUGAUGAAGUUUGCAAAAAGCUGUGCAUAAAUGAAAAAGAAUAUUUUGGUUUAACCUAUACAGGAGCACAAGAUGUAAAGUACUGGGUGAACCAUGAUAAGAAAAUAGCUAAACAAGUGAAAAGUGGGACCUGGGUUUUUGAGUUCGCUGUCAAGUUUUAUCCCCCUGAGCCGUCUCACCUGAGUGAGGAUGUCACAAGAUACCAGUUGUGUUUACAGAUCAGAGCAGACAUCUACAAUGGAAAGCUGCCCUGUUCAUUCAUGACCCACGCCAUCCUGGGUUCCUACACAGUGCAGGCAGAGAUAGGCGACUACGACCCACAGGAAGACGGCCCCGGGGACGAUUAUCUGAAAGCUUUUGAUUUUGCUCCACAACAGACCCCAGAACUGUCACAGAAAAUUCACGAACUACACAAAACACACAAAGGACAGACCCCAGAGGAAGCAGAGUUAAACUUCCUAGAGAAUGCAAAGAAGCUUGCCAUGUAUGGAGUGGACCUGCACAAAGCAAAGGACUCUGAGAACAGGGUCAUUAUGCUGGGCGUGUGUGCAAGUGGCCUUCAGCUCUACAGAGAAAAACUUAGGAUCAACCGAUUUGUCUGGCCCAAGAUCAUCAAACUCACUUAUAAAAGAAACAACUUCUACAUCAAACUUAGACAAACAGAGGGAGAUCAGGAGACUACAAUAUGUUUUAAAUUAGAUUCACAUAAAUUAGCCAAAAGAUUAUGGAAAACCUGUGUAGAACAUCACACCUUCUUCAGAUUAAAGGAACCAGAGAAGAACAGUACCGGUACUCUCAUUCCUAGGUUUAACUCGCGCUUCCGGUAUUCAGGAAGAACACAGAAGCAGAUUCGAGAACAGGAGGAUUUAAUGGACCGCCCAAAAGUGAAAGUAGAGAGGCGAGGCCUGGGGAACAGCUUCCGUAUGCCCAGGGAUGCCGAGGGUCACAUUAUCAGGCCAGUCGCAGAUGCAGGGGCAGACAGUUAUGACCGCACAGAUAAGUUGGCGGGACACACAGACACAAUGUCGAGUGGACCACCCCCCUACAGCUCCAUGGAUAGAGGAGACAAACACAACAGACGACCGGGUGAAACAGAGCCUGACAGAGGGGACAUGACGGAGGACAGACGAGAUAAAAUGCUCGGAAAUCAUGAUAAGACAGAGGGAGCUCCAGGGGAGGGUGGAGAUGCUGCCUUGUUAGAGGAGGGCGGGGCACUUCAUGGAGCCAAGAAAUCCAAGGAGGACAAGGAAAGAGAGAAGAGGGAAAAAGAGGAGGAGAAACGCAGACAGAAGGAAGCAGAGAAGGAGAAGAAAAGGCUGGAGAAGGAGAAAAAGAAGAACAAAGACAACACAGAAGACAGAGCGGACCGCCUGGGAGGUGAGGACGCGACAGAGACAGCCAUCAACGGGACUUCGGGUACAAUGGGUCUGGACUCGGACGCUGUUGUACUUGGAAAGUCUGGCAACCAGGAGGGCAAUAAGAAACCAGGAGACGGUGACUUCGCCCCUAAAAUGGGAGAGAACCUUGAGCAUGUGAAGCAUGACAAGGCCCACGAUAAGCAUAAAGAUAAGAAAGAGGCCAAAAAGGGGGGUGGGCUGUUUGGCAUGCUUAAGAAAACCCCAUCUAAAGGGAAAGGGGACAAAGCCAAGCCGACAGAGACAGAAGUAAACAACAAGGACUCUCCAUCCAGAGGAGAUCAGCAGACAAACAAAAAGGGAGACAAAUCCAAAAAGAAACAAACUGUUGUUAUUGAAGAGACUAUUGAGGACGAAGUGUUCGUUGAAUCAGUUGAUCCUGUCAUGAAUUCAAACUCUAAAUUAGUUAGUGAGGUCAAGGAUAAAUCUAACAAGUCAGGGAAGAAGAGCUCCUCUUCUUCCUCCUCUUCCUCCAGUAGUGAUGAGGGCGAAAUUGUUCUGGAGCAUCGAGGCUCUAACAUUGUAGAGGAAGUUUGUAGUAACCCAUCCUCACCAACACAAGCGAGGGCAGCAGUGGUCCUGAAAGUGGACAACAAAAACUGUGAGCAUGUUGAGGGGAAAGCUGGGGUUGAGAGCAAGAAGAUUCUUACAGAGAAGUCUGGUCAACAGUCAGACUCUCAAAAAGAGGACACCGAAGUGACAAAAGAACACUCAGGGGAAGAAAAGAAAGUUGAAAUUAAGUUGAAAGUGAACGAAAUUGAUAAGCGAUCAUCAAAUCCUCCAAUGUCCGAAACUUCUAAAUCUGAAGGAGUGACCAGUGUUCAUGAUAAGCCAGACAAUGCUCAAAAACCUUUAGAAGAGAAACCAGUGGCACAAGAGGAGGUUCGUAAAAAACAGGAUUCACCUCUAGAGGUGCCUGUUGUCCUCUUGAAUGAGGAAUCAGGAAAGGAGGAAAUUAGCAAAGGUUCAUCAGAAGCUGAGGAGAAACAAGGGGUAGGUGAUAGUAAGGAGGAUAAAAAGAAACAUAAAGAGGAAGAAAAGAGACACAAAGAGGAAGAGAAAAAACAGAAAGAAGAGGAAAAGAGGAGGAAAAAACUGGAACAACUUGAUAAGAAGAAAGAAAAGGAAGAAAAAGAGAGAAAGAAAAAAGAAAAAUUGGAGGCAAAAAAGAAAAAAGAAGUGAAGAAAAAACAAGAAGAGGAGGUUCCAGAGAUGGAAAAUGGUGGUAAGUCUGCUCCUCCCACAGAGAAAGUGGGAGCAGAAAAUGAGGACAAGGAGGAGGAAACCAGGACAGAGAGCAAACCAGAGGAGCAUGAGGUGAAGGUUAAGAUAAAGGUCCUCCCCAAGAGUGACACUGACACCAGCCUGCUGGGCCAGCAAGAAGUGUGUGAUGAUAAAGCCAAGGAGGAGGACGAGAAACUAAAGGAGGAGGCCAAAGAACCACAGAUAGAUGAGAAAGACAGCAAGGAGAAAGUGAAAGACAGCAAGAAGACAAAAUCGGCCAAGUCAAAGAAGAAGCAACCAGUGUCCAAGAAAAAGUCGUCCACAGGCUGUUUUAGUUUCGUGCGACAUCAUAAAUCAUUCGAGUCAGAGGAUGAAGCAGCAAAGAUAGAACUUCCAACGGAGCCUUGGCCCACGGAUAGGAAGGAGGCGGAGGAAGUGGAGAAGCCCGCUGAGGAGCACGAAGUGAAGACCCCACCAAAACAGAGAGGAGGCGUGGGGAUGGGCUGGGCAUUGCCUGGGAUGAAUGAACUGAAGGACCGUAAAGCCAAGCCCGAAGAUACCGCACCACCUUUAUCAUCACCCUCAUCCUCAUCAUCAGACGAGGACAUAUCCCAUCAUGCAAUUCUAGAUGACGAUGCAGACGAGCAGGGUGGGUUUGGACUGGAUGGAAGCCACCCAGACUACAGUGACAAGUCCAUAGACAGAAAGAUGCAGUUCAUCGCGGUCACCCCUCCAUCCACGGAGGUCAGAGACCGACAGAGAGGAGACAAUACCAUGCCAUUCUUUGAGUCCGUGGGAUCAACCUCCGAUGGUGAAGGUGAGGGAACCUUGGGGAAGAAGAAACCUCCCCCGGUGGCCCCCAAAAAGUACCGGGACAGCCAGGACGACCGUCUGGGUGACAUGCCCCCCACGGUGGCCACUGAGAGGAUGAGAUACGACCCUAACACGGACGACCAACCCAUUCCCACCACCAACGUCCCCAUCGUCAAAACCCAGACGCGGACGGUCACCUACGAGAAGGACGGGUUCCCGGUGGUGAUAGAGGACGGAAUCCUCAUCAGCUCGCAGUCUCACUCGACCAGAACUCAGACGAUCGAGACGACUACCUAUAAGACGGAGAGGGACGGCAAGACGGAGACCAGGGUUGAGAAGAAGGUUGUGAUUUCACAGGAAGAGAACGGGGACGACAUUGACCAUGAUGCCCUCCUAGCUGAGGCCAUUAAAUCGGUGACCGAGAUGAACCCUGACCUAUCUGUGGAGAGAAUCGAGUGUAUGCGGCAAAUUGAGGAUGUGGAUGGGGGUCGAGAGGUAUUAGGUUAGAUUUCGACAUUCGAUAACCGAGGACCUUUUGACGGGAGCAGCCCGAUUUCAGUGCCUAUAGUGACUUGUUUGCAGGGGAAAUCCGUCCAAACCUUCUAAAGGUCUCGUAUAUUUCGCUUCAGAAGGACGGAAAACCGGCAGACUCUGUGCUUGACGCAGGAUUUAACAGACUGAAAUUAUUGCAAUAAUUAUGUAUGUGGCAUAAAAAUCAUGAAAUACAUGUCAUAGUUUUAUAACCAUUUUACAUUAUGGACUGGACUUGCUGCCAGGAGUGUGGUCGUUUACAGACUGUGACCUUUGUGUACUGAAGUCAGUUGCCAUGGGAACCUAGCAGGUCCAAUCAUUACACCUUGAAUCAGCAGGACUUGGAUGGGCAGCUACAAGAACUCCUUUUAUUCUUAACCGAUUUUAAGUUUUACUGCAUUAUUUCAUUGGCAAUUUUAGUAAAUGUUUGUUUUAAUGAAAGAAAACUUUAUAAACUACUGCAUUGCUGACAGAUUUGUUAGAAUUUUAGUUUCUUUUGUUUUAUUGCUCAAUGCUUUAUUUAUCCUUACGACUAACAUAUGAACAGAGCAUCAAGAAAUGUUCAUUUGAUGGCUUUUAGGAGGCGGCUGUGUAAGUCCUUGACUGCUUGAUGUAGUGCAUCAUCUUUUAUACUUGUAUAGAGACAUCAUCUCAAUAAAGUCAACAUUUGUAUCCA